Messenger RNA from Hemibagrus wyckioides, 2285 nucleotides. RefSeq names its product transmembrane and ubiquitin-like domain containing 2 (gene tmub2). The record is from RefSeq and is a predicted model, not a curated record. The coding region runs from base 165 to 1028 and encodes 287 amino acids. The transcript is spliced from 3 exons. NCBI's taxonomy places the organism in Eukaryota, Metazoa, Chordata, Actinopteri, Siluriformes, Bagridae. Gene Ontology annotation, molecular function: protein binding.
UUUUGUUUAGUUGUGGGAUCUGGCAACCCGAGCCUGACGCCCGGUGGUGACGCAGCGUCAGCUGUCCGUGUUUGUUUAUUACACGGGAGGUGUUGUGGCGGCUUUGGAGCUAAAAUAGCAUCAUUAUUAAACGUUCAAGAAUGAUUUGAUGACGAGGAGGUGAGAUGGCGGUGUGUGCUCUGUCCAUGUUGGAUGGCCUGGGCGAUGAGGCCACAGCGCUGGGAGGCGUGCUCAUCCUGCUCCUUGCGCUGGUCCUGGCCUGGCUCUCCACCCACGUGGCUGAUCGCGGUGAUCACAUCCUCGGUACUAUCCUCACCGUGGGUGCCCACGCCUCACUCAUUGGCCUAGGGGGCCAUGACGGCUACGCUGUCGCUCCAUCCAGCUCAGAGUCAGGUGAACAGCAGAGUGACGAGACAACAGACGAGGACAAACAGGAGGAUGAGGAGGAGGAGGGAGAAGGAGGAGAGGAGCUGCUGGAUAUCCAAGGAGGCAGGAAUAAAAUGAGCCGAGAGCACGAGGGCACGGAGGAUGAUGAGGACGAGGGCGCAAGCAUCACUGUCCGACUGAAGUUUCUGAAUGAUACAGAGGAGCUGGCUGUGCUGAAGCCUCAGGACACAGUCGGAGAACUGAAAAGUAAAUACUUCUCUGGGCGUGAGCGUCAGAUCAAGCUGAUCUAUCAGGGACAGCUGCUGCAGGACCCACGACGCACUCUACUCUCACUUAACAUCACCCACAACAGCGUGCUGCACUGCCACAUCUGCCAGGCUCAGGGUCCAGCCUUGCCCCAAGCAGAGCCAGACGACGGGCAGCGCGCUGCUCCCGGAGUGGGUCUCAGCGGGAGCCUGCGCUCAGCUGCUCUCACGUUCAGCACAGGCAGCCUGGUGGUCCCGGUGUUCGUAGUGCUGCUAGCCGUGGUCUGGUAUUUCCGCUUCAACUACCGACAGCUGUUCACGGCGCCGGCCACCGUCUCUCUGGUGGGAGUCACCGUCUUCUUCAGCUUCCUCAUCUUCGGCAUGCACAGCCGCUGAGGAUACAGACAGCAGAAGAAAAGGCGAAAGGAGGCAGGUUGUUGGAAGAGAGGUGAAAAGGAAUCGGGGUAAAAGAUGGCAUACACACUCAUUCUGUUGAAAUGCUUUUAAUGGAAGGAAUCUGAAGUGAAACAGCAGCAGCUGAGUGCUAAGGAGAAGAAAUAGUAGCAGACAAAAAAGUACUCAGGGAGCCUUCUGGCUUCUGGUGCCAUUUAGAUGCUGUGUGCGUGUGUGUGUGUGUGUGUGUGUGUGAGAGAGAGAGAAGUGUGUGAGAGAGAGAAGGACAGUAAGUGUGUGUGUGGAUAGAGUAAUGAUGCUGUAAUUAUGCUUUAGAGUCACGUAAUCUUUAUAGUAAUUUAAUCACGACACAAGGCCUAGUUUGUCCUCAGUUUUUGUUUCAGCUCCCUCUGGCCUUUUCAUGGAUUAACCUCUAUGCCAGUUCUGUUGUCAGUAUGUUUGAAAGAAAAAGCUCCAACCUCAUCUCUAAUCUAUCGUAUCUGCACCAUACGAGAAAUUCAGCCAGUUUCUCUGUACUGAGAAAAGAGUGGAAAAAACGCAUUCAUAACAGAUGACUACGAUAAAAUUCUCUCAAUUAAUACUUAAAAUAUGAAACCGUUCAAUUUGAUGGAUGAGGCUGAGAGACUGCCUUUUUUUGGUAUUUCCAGCAGUUGAUUGAUAUUGAAUUCAACAAACUGCUCUUUCUAAUAGGUCUGAAGGAAUAAAAGAUGCGAUAGAUGGACGUUAGGUUUAAAAGCGCCGGAAUAUUCUGGUAAUGACUGUUAACGACUGUUUCGUUUCUUUACAUGCGUCACUAUAGCUGUACAGAUCCUUUAACUAAACACGAUGCACAACCCAGUAAAAGCGAGGGUCAUGUUUGUAACUGAAACUUAAUAAUAACAAAUAAUCUUAAUGUCAUAAUCAGGAAGCUGUUAUUUUUGGAUUAAAUUCUCUAUGAUUAAGGAUUAUACGUAGCAUACCAGGUAAUGGUCCUUUGUUUCAUUUUGUUUUCUUUUUAUUCAUUCACAUUCAUUUUUGUUCUACAGUAUUAUCUUUGAGAGAGGGGGAAAGACAUCAUCUUAGUUUUAAUACAUGGAAAUAUUUGUUCUUUAGCAAUACACAUUGUGCUCUGCGUGCACGAAAAUCCAGUUGUUAUUAUUAUUAUAAAAAAAAAAAAUACAGGGAUAACAAAUGAUAAACAAGUUCUGUAAAUAAAUAGUGUAUUCUGUAUAUAAUAUAAAAAGAGAAUUAAAACUUUGA